Abrus precatorius (Indian licorice) is the source of this 2482-nucleotide messenger RNA. Its product is annotated as protein PTST homolog 2, chloroplastic. The coding region runs from base 383 to 1924 and encodes 513 amino acids. The record is from RefSeq and is a predicted model, not a curated record. The transcript has 8 exons. NCBI's taxonomy places the organism in Eukaryota, Viridiplantae, Streptophyta, Magnoliopsida, Fabales, Fabaceae.
GAUUUGUUUUGAGCUGAUGACAUUUAUGGAUGCUUCGCUUUCUUGGCUGGGUGGGGUGUCUCAGGUGUCCAACGUAGUGUAGUGCGUUGGAAAUGAACGCUAGAAAACAACACAGCUAUCUCGUUCUCCUCUUCGUGUGAGGCGUGAGCCAUGUGCUUAAUAACUAAGUGGAUAACACAAUCUUAGUAACAAUAAUGCUAACAAAAAGUUAACUGCAGCGCUUUUCUUUUCUUUUCAAUUCAGGUCUUGUGUUGUAUUCAUUGUUCGUUGCUUCGUUCGCGGUCUCACUUUCUCCCUUUUCCCCUUUUUAUCAUUUCUCCCUCGCGCGCUGCACUUCCUCUCUCUGUUUCGCACAGUAACUGUUCGACGAAAUGCCUGAACCAUGCAUUUUCUCACUGCACCUUCUCUUUCCCUGUUCUCCCCUCAUUUGAUCCCUUCUCUCUUCCCCUCCUUCGGCCCCAACGGGAGGGUGCGCCGGUUCGCGCUUCUCAACGAUCCCGGUUCGGUUUUUGUGUGCGUGGAUUCUUUUAAGAAGGGGAAUUGCUAUUGGUCUUGCUCUCGGUUCUUGAGGCGGUGCAAGGAUUCGGAGGGAGAGUUGUCCUCUCUGGAGUCGCAGAUUUUGGAGUUCAUGCAGAAUUCCGAUAAGCCUGAAGCGUUUCCCACGAAGGAAGAGUUGGUUGCUGCUGGGAGGGUGGAUUUGGUUCACGCCAUUGCUGACGAAGGAGGAUGGCUUGCGUUUGGGUGGGAUUUGAAUGAUGGGUCCAGUGAAAUUCACGAUUUUGAAGAUAAGGGUGGCAAGGAAAUUGAUGGUAAUGAAACUCGGGCUUCUGGGGUUUCUUCUUCUCCUUCUCAACCAGCUAAAUCACUGGAAAUAGAAGCUGAGGAAUCUGGUAUUGAGGGUAUAUUGAAUCGGCUGGAGAAACAAAGAAAUAGUUCUUUUGGACUUGGCUUGAGAGAGAAAGAAGGUAAUGUUUCUUUCGAAAAUAAUGAAGAUAAAGAUGAAUGGGAUCACAGAGCCACAGCAGAUGCAGUAGCUGCUCACCUUGACAAUAGUAGCAGCUCAUUGAGUCCUACAAGCAAUCAUCUCAGUGGUUCCCAGAUCAAACAUGAUUUGCACAGUUCUCAUUUAGGUACUGACAAUUUAAGAAACUCACUUAAGCCAGAGAUGUGGAGGAAUUGGAUUAUUCAGAGAAAUGGUUCUUCAGAUGCUGAUUUUGAAGACGCUGAAAUUGUUCCUGGUGAAACUCAGAAAGGAGGUGUAACUGACGUUUCAGGACGAUCUGAUAUCCUCAAUGGGAGAGAGUUUUCUUGUGAAACUAUAAACAAAGAAACUGGAUUAUAUUCUGUUGAUGGAAAUGCAAAUCACAAUGACAUAAAAUCCCGUAUCCAAUAUCUGGAGUCAGAGCUAUCUUCUGUACUUAACUCGUUGAGGUCUAGUUCAGAUAUAGUUAAAAUGCAGACGGGCCAGGAGAGCUCUUCUGAUGAUCUGGCAAAGCUUUCAGAUGCCUGGGAAUUCCAAGAAAAUGAGAUCAUGAAUGCUCAGGACAGACUGCGUUCUAUACGGGCUAAGUUGGCAGUGUUAGAAGGAAAGAUGGCAUUGGCAAUAAUGGAUGCACACAAGGUAGUCCAAGAAAAGCAGAAGAAGAUUAAUAAUGCUCAAAAAGCUUUGCAAAUUCUGAAGACUACUUCUGUAGUUUGGCCUAGUAAUGCUUCAGAAGUACUUUUAACUGGAUCAUUUGAUGGUUGGUCCACAAAGAGAAAGAUGGAGAAGUCAAGUACUGGAAUAUUUUCUGUGUGCUUGCAGCUGUAUCCUGGAAAGUAUGAGAUCAAGUUCAUUGUAGACGGAGAAUGGAAAAUUGAUCCAUUACGCCCAGUAGUGCACAACAAUGGCUAUGAUAAUAAUCUUCUCAUUAUUCAUGAUUGAUGUGACAGAAUAAGUUUGAGAUAAUAUCUGUAGAUCACAGAAGAGGAUGAUAUGCGCUAGGUUAGUCACCCAUUUUUUCACUCGUGUACAAAUAUUGAGCGAGUAGUUCACUGAUUCUUUUUCUUAGUCCUUGUACCACUUUUAGAUGUAGAUAUAUUGAUUGAUGACUAAUUGAUCCAAUUCAAUCAUUUUUAACAUGUUCAUAUAAUUCUGUAAGUGGUGCCACGCUGCAUCAAAUGCUACGGGUUAGUUGUGGUAAUAAAAGCACAAGCUGUUCUUGGCAUAGUUUCUGAUCAAUUGUAAAAGAUGAGAAAUGGUUCAGUUAAGCAUAUUAUUACAGUACUAGAAGUUAAAAGUAUUCUUGCUUUCAAAUCCAGCUUGAUAUUCUUCCUUCUCUGUAUGUAUAUUUCUUCAAGUGAGGAGUGGCGAGGUUGGAAGAAAACAUAUUUGACAUUCGUUAGUCUCAGUCAAUUCGAAUCAAUAAUAAUUACGAUAAGAAACCGAUAUAGGAGUGACGUACUCUAAAAGUGACAUUAUUAAUUGGACAAAUAUCACAAU